[Candida] anglica is the source of this 2085-nucleotide messenger RNA. NCBI's taxonomy places the organism in Eukaryota, Fungi, Ascomycota, Pichiomycetes, Serinales, Debaryomycetaceae. The record is from the annotation of a GenBank genome assembly.
UAUUUACCACCCUUCUUACUAUUCAUAUUAUUUUGGUUCAUCAUACUGUUAUAUAUUGUGAGCUUAUUCGCAAAAUUUACUGUAUUACAUUUCUAUUAGACUGGGUUAAAGUUUUUAUUAUAUAAUCAAUUUGAAAUUAAUUUCCUUUUAUUAAUUUCCAAUUUGAUUAAGUGACACACAUUAGUAUGCUCAAAUCUUCACUUCGUACUAAAUUCCCAUCUAUUAUGCCUUCCAUUAAGCAGUUUUCAACUUCAGCCUUGAAGGGUGACCUUUACAGAUACCAAAAGGAACUUCCAAAGCUCCCAGUUCCAACUCUUCAAGAAUCUGCCGCAAAGUACCUUUCUUCGGUACAACCUCUUUUGAACGAAUCUCAAUUUCAAUCAACUACUGCUAAAGUUCAAGAUUUUAUUAAAUCUGGAGGAAUUGGUGAAAAAUUACAAGCUCGUCUUGAACAAUUUGCUGCCAAUCCAAAGGUUGACAAUUGGCUCGCUGAAUGGUGGGAUGAUUAUGCGUACAUGUCUUAUAGAGACCCAGUACUGCCAUAUGUCUCAUAUUUCUUUUCUCACAAAGAUGUUCCAACCCUUGUUGGUAAGGAUCAAUUAUUGAAGGCAACUCUUAUUGCCUAUUAUACCACACAAUUUAUGAUUGAAGUUCAAAAUGAAACUUUGGAACCUGAAAUUAUUAAGGGUAAUCCAUACUGUAUGAAUGCCUUCAAGUAUAUGUUUAGCAAUUCUCGUGUUCCUGCUGAAGGAGCCGAUAUUACUGAAAUUUAUGAUGGUGCUGAACAUCCAUAUUUCGUAGUUGCCAUUCAAAACCAUUUUUACAAGGUUUAUCAUCAUUCCACUUCUGGAGAACCUUUGUCUAAGGCUCAACUUUAUAAACAACUUGAACAUAUCACUCAAGAUGUUCAAAAGUUUGGUAAGGCAACUCCAUUGGGUGCCUUGACCUCUUUAAACAGAGAUGAAUGGUUAUCUCUGUACACUCAAUUGAUUAAACUGCCAUCAAAUAAGGCUUCAUUGGAUGCUAUUCAUGCCUCCUCUUUCCUCAUUGCCUUGGACUCAAACUCUCCUGUCACUAUUGAAGAAAAGAGUAAGAACUGCUGGCACGGAGAUGGUCAAAACCGUUACUUUGAUAAGCCAUUACAAUUCUUUGUAAGUGCUAAUGGUAACUCUGGAUUCCUUGGUGAACAUUCUAGAAUGGAUGCCACUCCAACCGUUCAAUUGAAUAACUUUAUUGUUUCAAAACUUUUCCAAGAAGAUUCAAAGGCCCUCGUAAAGGAAAUUGAUAGUUCUGUUGAACUGUUAAGUUCUCUCCCAGUUCAAUCCCUUCCAAAAAUCCUUUCAUUUGAUAUCAAUCCUUAUGUAAGAGAAGAAAUUAAUCAAGCUAUUGUUAAAUUUCAAAAAACUAUUGAAUCACAUGAUGAAGAAAUCUUCCAAUAUCAAGGUUAUGGUAAGAAUUUGAUUAAGCAAUUUAAGGUUUCACCGGAUGCUUAUGUUCAAAUGUUGAUGCAAUUGGCCUAUUAUAAGACUACUGGUAAAAUUAGACCUACUUAUGAAAGUGCUGCAACAAGAAAAUUCUUGAAGGGUAGAACUGAAACUGGCCGGACCGUUUCUAAUGAAUCUAAGAAGUUUGUUGAAACUUGGACUUCCUUAGAUAGUACUAACGAAGAAAAAAUUGCUACAUUCCAAGCCGCUUGUAAGCAACAUGUUGCCUAUUUGAGUGAUGCUGCUAAUGGUAAGGGUGUUGAUCGUCACUUUUUCGGUUUAAAGAAUAUGUUACAAUCUGGUGAAGAAAUCCCAGAAAUCUUUACUGAUCCAGUAUUUGCUUAUUCUGCUACUUGGUACCUUUCUUCAUCUCAAAUUCCAUCUGAAUAUUUCCAAUCUUGGGGUUGGUCUCAAGUUAUUGAUGAUGGAUAUGGUUUGGCUUACAUGAUCAACUCUGAAUGGAUCCAUGUACAUAUUUCAUGUAAGAAGGGUAAUGGGUUAAGAUCCGAUCACUUGAAAUGGUAUCUUACUGAAUCUGCCAAUCAAAUGAAGGAUGUAUUGAAGACUUCCUUACCUCCAAAAGCCAAAUUGUAGAGCAGUU